This is a messenger RNA of Candidula unifasciata, 2979 nucleotides long. The record is from the annotation of a GenBank genome assembly. NCBI's taxonomy places the organism in Eukaryota, Metazoa, Mollusca, Gastropoda, Stylommatophora, Geomitridae.
GCGAGAAUGCUGCACAAAACAGGGAUCACCUGCCUUUGGCUGACAAUGAAGAAUCUCUAUACGCCAACCAUAUGGCCUUAUAUGAGGAUGAUCUGACACACCAAGGCAAGAUCUCGCAGAUUCUCUCCCGCAUCACCUCCUACCAGGCUGGUAUCGCGCCCAACGUCAGCGAUGUGGAGAAGGCCAAAGGAAAACCGAAAACAAACCUGGGCACUGUGCUAGGAGUCUACCUGCCGUGUAUACAGAACAUAUUUGGAGUGCUACUUUUUCUCCGGAUGACCUGGAUUAUUGGACUAGCUGGUGUCCCAGAGUCUUUCUGCAUUGUCUUCAUCUGCUGCUCAGCUACCAUGCUGACUUCAUUUUCUCUGAGUGCCAUUGCCACCAAUGGUGUCGUGCCGGCAGGUGGGUCAUACUUCCUGAUAUCUCGGUCUCUGGGACCUGAGUUUGGUGGAGCGGUUGGUCUCUUGUUCUACUUUGGGACUUGUGUGGCAGCUUCCAUGUACAUCAUCGGAGCUGUAGAAAUCUUAGUGAACUACAUGGCCCCGCAGCUGAACCUGUUUGGUGAUGUGUUCAACAGUUACCGCCUCUUCGGGACAGUGCUGCUGAUUCUGCUGACCAUCAUCGUCAUCAUCGGAGUGGCCUUCGUCAGCAAGUUUGCAGCCCUCUCCCUGGCUUGUGUCCUCAUCUCCAUUGUGUGUAUUUACAUCGGCAUUUUUGUUGCUAGCCCUGACAGGAGUAUGGAAGUAUGUUUCCUGGGAGACCGGCUGCUCACUCAAGAGUCAGUCAUGUUCAACGGCUCAUUUGCCUGCAAUAAAGAUGAAUCCGGGCCCAUUUUCCAGCGAUACUGUUCAGACAACACCAGCUCAAGUUGUGAUUACUUUAAAAACCCAAACACAAAAGCUCGGAUAGUCAAAGCCAUACCUGGUCUAGCAAGCGGCAUCUUUACAGAGAAUGUCAAGAGUAGGUAUACAGAACAGGGAAAGGUCAUUGGUACAGAUACGGAUGGAUCCAAGGACAGAGGAGAAAUUGUUGCAGACCUGACCUCGUCUUUCAUGGUUCUCCUGGCCAUUUACUUUCCUUCUGUCACAGGCAUUAUGGCUGGUUCCAAUCGGUCAGGUGACCUCGCUGAUGCUCAGAAAUCCAUCCCAGUUGGCACCAUUGCUGCCGUGGCAACAACAUCUGCAGUUUAUAUUUCCUGUGUAUUUUUCUUUGCUGGUUGUAUACAAGGAGAUGUUAUGCGAGACAAAUAUGGUGAGAGCAUUGGUGGAAUGCUGAUUGUGGGGAAACUUGCCUGGCCACAUGAAUGGGUGAUUAUCAUUGGAGCUUUCCUGGCAUCAGUGGGUGCUGGACUUCAGAGUCUUACAGGUGCACCCAGAUUGUUCCAGGCCAUUGCUAAAGACAAUAUUGUACCUUUCCUGCAUGUCUUCAGUGUCAGCACAAAACACGGAGAACCUCUUCGGGCCCUGCUUCUCACAGCUUGUAUCACCUUGAUUGGCAUCAUGAUUGGUAACCUGGACAAUAUUGCUCCAAUCAUAACAAUGUUCUUCCUCAUGUGCUAUGGUUUUGUGAACAUGGCCUGUGCUCUGCAGACAUUGCUACAGACUCCAAACUGGAGGCCCAGGUUCAAGUACUACCACUGGACCUUGUCCCUGAUUGGCCUGACCCUGUGUAUAGUUCUCAUGUUCAUCUCCAGCUGGUACUUUGCCCUAGCGGCGAUUGCCUUGGCUUUCUGCAUCUACAAGUACAUUGAGUACAAGGGGGCUGAGCAGGAGUGGGGCGAUGGGAUCCGAGGUCUGGCCAUGUCUGCUGCCCGCUACUCCCUACUGAGACUUCAGGCUGGUCCCCCUCACACUAAAAACUGGAGACCCCAGCUGUUGGUGCUGAUGAAGCUGGAUGAGAACCUGCAGCCAAAGUAUCCCAAAAUGGUCUUGUUUGCCAGCCAGUUGAAGGCAGGCAAGGGGUUGGUGUUGGUCAACAGUGUCUUGGAGGGACAGUUUACAGAGAGGUAUCCUGAUGCACAAGCUUCUAAACAGUCUCUGAUGAACCUGAUUAAAGCAUACGGAGUCAAGGGGUUCUCUGAUGUCAGCAUUGCCAGCGAUGUCUCAGAAGGACUUUGUCAGCUAAUCCAGAAUGCUGGUUUGGGCGGUUUGAAACACAACACAGUUGUACUUGGCUGGCCAUAUGGCUGGAGGCAUGAUGCUGACGAAAGAAGCUACAAGGUUUUCUUGGAUACUAUCAAGAAUGUCGGUGCUGCUCAGAUGGCGCUGUUAGUACCAAAGGGAAUUAACCAGUUCCCAGAUGCUGGAGUCAAGUUGAAAGGAACUAUUGAUGUCUGGUGGAUUUCAGUUUUAGGGCAUGUUAUAUAUAUUUGGUUGAACAUCCUUGACCUUCCCCCACAUGAUGGAGGUCUUUUGAUGCUGCUGCCAUUUUUGCUGAGACAGGACAGAACUUGGAAGAACUGCAAGCUCCGGAUCUUCACUGUAGCUCAAACUGAAGAUAAUUCAAUCCAGAUGAAGAAAGACUUGCAGACGUACUUGUACCAGUUACGUAUAGAAGCAGACGUGGAUGUGGUUGAAAUGAGCAACCAGGACAUAUCAGCAUACACGUAUGAGAGGACACUGAUGAUGGAGCAGAGAACAGACAUGCUCAGCAAGAUCAGGAAUCAACAGUCUCAGCAACCCAGAGUCAACAAUCGCAGUGCCAAAAUCACCCUUUCCACUGUGCCUGAAGAGAGCAGCACAGACAACAAUGACGUCACAGAGAGAGUGACGGCAACGGUUGACAAGUCCCAGUUUACCUUCACACCACAGGAUGCCAAAACCAUGAUUGACAAGAACAAGAAGCCGGACAAAGAGAAUGUGAGACGGAUGCAUACAGCCGUCAGACUCAAUGAGCACAUUGUGGAGAAAUCUCAUGGAGCCCAACUGGUCAUCCUCAACCUGCCCGCCCCGCCAAGAUCUGCUGCUGGUGCUGAGAAUU